Messenger RNA from Pecten maximus, 6013 nucleotides. Its product is annotated as FYVE and coiled-coil domain-containing protein 1-like. Gene Ontology annotation, molecular function: metal ion binding. Gene Ontology annotation, cellular component: autophagosome; late endosome; lysosome. The record is from RefSeq and is a predicted model, not a curated record. Gene Ontology annotation, biological process: positive regulation of autophagosome maturation; plus-end-directed vesicle transport along microtubule. NCBI's taxonomy places the organism in Eukaryota, Metazoa, Mollusca, Bivalvia, Pectinida, Pectinidae.
AUAGUACUCGACCAAAACAACAAAAAUUCUUGACGGGAAUCAUUCACCUUGAUGAUAACACCGUAUCUUUUACUUCCAGGUUUUAAAUAACAAUGGGAUAAUGGCUUGAUGUUCUAGUCAGUAAAGCUGACAAAACUAAGUAAAAAUGACCAGCGCAGUGCCUUUUAUACAGAAGGGGCAGUCUCCCCGGGGAGGAGCAACCUCAUCCUCCCCUCGAAACUCGCCACAUGUCAUCAAUUCCUUCCAGCCAAACAGUCGCAAAACUGUUGAGGACAUCUUAGAUUGUCUGAAGGACCUGAAAUCAGACUUUGAAGCCAACAGCCAGCCUAUAACCGAUGACAACCAGACACUUCAUCGCUUCUGUGCUAAGCUGGAAUAUCUUCUACAAGCAAAUAUGAAGGAUAAAGUGACUCUGCUGGGGAGAAAGAAGGACUACUGGGAUUAUUUCUGUGACAGUAUCGGCUCCACGAAGGGAGUCAACGAUGGAAUAAAAUACGUCAAGACGAUUGGAGACUACAAGACAUCAAUCGGUAAGGGACGAGCUUUCCUAAGAUUUUGUCUCAUGCAUAGCAGAAUGGCAGAUAGCAUACAACAGUGUACAAUGAAUGGCAAGGUGACCAGUGAUUGGUUCCAUCCAAAAUCAAUAUGGUUGCAGCACAAAGAGCGUAACACCAUCAUUAGUGCUCUGUAUGACCUCAAUGACAUCCAGUUUGACCUUGCUGCUAGAGGUUAUGACCUUGACAAUGCAUGGCCCUCAUUUGCUAGGAAGAAUCUGAGUGGUGGAAACAGCUGGAAUCUGACCAGCAGGACGUCCAGUAUGUCCAGUCUGAUGAGUAUACCUGGUCAGGACCUGAACUCGUCCAGACAUGCACUGUCCAGCACCCCUAAUGAUGUCGACCUUGACCAUUUGACCUCUGACAGCAUGCAUGCUGAUCUGCUGGACAAGAUGGAGGCUUUGGAGCAACAGAAACAAAGUUUCCAGCAGUCAGUCAUCACAUCUCAGGGUGAACUAGGCCUGCUGCAGGAUCAGUAUAAACACCUCAAGACUGACCACGAAUCUUUGGCCGCUGACCACCAGUCACUGAACACUGACCACAAGGACAUACAUCUUAGGUUUGAUCGACUGAGUCUGGAGUGUGAGACUAGGGAGAAAGAAUGGCAGAUGAAGGAGGAGCUGUAUCAGAAACAGCUAGACAGUGCCAAACAGGAAACAGAGACUCUCAGGUCAAAGGUCAACAGUAUGGAGGGCAAAGUUCAACAACUUGAUAUGUCGAGGAAGGAUUCUGAUGACUCUAAUAUGGCCAAGAUUGCUGAACUGGAAGAUAUCAGAAUGGAUCUCACAUUACAGGUUCGCACUUUGAGUCAAGAUCUUGAAAACAAGCAAAAAACUGAGGAGAAGCAUUCCAGCAUUGUUAAGGAGAUGGAACAGAAGCUACAAGCUUCUGAAUCACAGUCAAGCAAACUCUUGGAUGAGUUAAAAUCUAUCAUGAAAAAUAAAAAUGAGGCAGCAUCUUCACAAAUGGAUUCCGUCAGUCAACUUCAAAGUACUCUGCUUCAUCUAAAGGAAGCUGAAGAGGAAAAUCUAAAAUUGAAAGGAGAAAUUCUUGAUCUUUCAAAUCAGUGCAGUCAAAAAGACCAGGAAUUAACUGCACUGGAAAGUAAAGUUACUGAUCUUAACAGUCAUAGGGAAAAUGAACAUCACGCCGCUCAACAGAAAAUAGAAACUCUACAGCAGAAGCUUGUGUCCGAAACUGUAAGAUUACAACAAGAACUGAAGUCUUUACAAGAUUUAAAUUCAACUUUAGAAAAGGAAAAAUCGGAAGAAAUUGUGAAGUUAAGAACUGAAAAUAAAAGUUUUUGUCUUGAAAGUGAAACAAGUAAAAGUGACAUGGAAAAAGUUAGAGUGUUAGCAAGUGAUCUGGAAAUGAAACUUUCUAAAUCAGAGGAAAGUAGAAACUUCGAAAGUGCAAGAUUACAGGAGAGUUUAAAACAUUUAACUGCUGAAAAUUUAAGACUACAAACAGAUAUUGAAAGUGUAAGUAAACAAAUAGCUGACAAGGAAGAUGCAAUAUUGGAACAUACUCAAAAGUUGGACGAAUCUCAGCGAGUGCUAUGUGAAGAGAAAGUUCGUUGUGAGAGUCUUCAUGCACAAGUACAAAGUCUUCAAGGUGAAAUCAAGGGCAAAGAAACAGAAAUUCGCAAUCUGAUAGAACAACAAUCCUUAGAAAAGGGAUCGGUUACGGAAGUCAAGACUGUCCUGCAGGAGAAGAUGGCAGCUAAUAGAGAGCUCGAAGCUAAGGGGAGACAAUCUGUUCAAUCCUUACAAUGGCUACAGAGCUGUGUAAAUACAGGAGCUUACAAUAAGAUUCCUACAAAAUUGGAUGAUGAUGAAUUUUCGAAUGUGUUCAGUGAACUUGUAGAAAAAAUAGUUGAAAAGGAAGAUCGGAUGAAGUGCUUGGAGUCUGACAAACAGUCUUUAACGGACCAGUGUCAUUCUUUAACUGAUGAGAACAAAAACCAAGGGACACAACUUAUGAAAAGCAAAAAUGACAUGGAAAGUUUGAAGAAAUCUUUGUCAGACUUGGAAGACAAAGAAAAAAUUCUUCAAAAUCAAAACUCAGAAUUGACUGAAAAUAUUCAUAAUCUAUCUGAAACUCGGGAUAAAUUAACUGAAACUUUGAGAGAGAAAGAAAUGAUUGUUUCUGAAAGGGAAACAGAGAUUGAAAAUUUUAAAGCAGAAGUUGCCAAUCUAGGGAAAGAUUUGAACGAAAAAUCAGCGACAUUACUUGAACUACAGAAUUCUGUAUCAGUGUCGGAAGAAAAGCUACGACAGAGUUCAGAAAUGAGGAAACAAGCUGACCAGCAUCAAAAUAGUUUGACAGAACAACUGAAAUCUCUUAAAGAUCAGUUAGAGAAACAGACGGACAAUGCUAAAGUCUUGGACAAAGAGUUGGCUAAAUCUAGGACAAAACUUUCCGAAACUGAAUCAAAACUAAAUAAUCUUGUUGAAGAAAAGUCGAAAGUAGAUAAGAAAUGUGAGGAUUUGUGUAAGCAUGUAGAUGAUCUGAAAAAUGAUAAAGAACAAUUAAAGAAGAGCAUUGUAUCAAUAAGGGAAGAAAAGAAACAAAUAGAGCAGAAAUUAACAGAGGUGAAGAGAUGUUUGUUCGACUCAGAGCAGAAGUUGUCUGAAGUGAGACAUGAGAAGGAGGAAAAAGAAAAAGGCCACCAGGAGGUUCUAGAGAGAUUACAAAGUGAGAGACAGGACCUUACAGAAAAUCUUGAGGAGGCCAUGACGGACCUCGGUAGUAUCAAACUACAGCUGGAGCAGACGUCUCGUGAGCUAGAAACCACCUACCACCUCAAGGAUCAACUGGAGGCAGAACGGAAUGAUGUUAUGUCAGACAAGGUCACCAUGGAGGAAAAGAUAUCACAACUACAGUCUCAAUGUCAAGGUCUCGAUGAGGAGGUCAAAGGUCAAAAGCUCAAGGUCACUGAAGUGACAGCCAUGUUUGAUGGAUUGAGAGUGGAGAAAACAAACUUGAUAUCAGAGAAAGAGGAAGUAGAGGGAGGGUUUAAAACACUUCAAAGUGAGAUCGAAGAUUUAAAAUCAGAGAAAGAUGAAGCUUUAGUAAAAAUUGAAGCACUUGAAGCAGAGUUGCAGGCAAGGUCAGAAAAAUGGAAAGAAGAUAGUGAUGUUUUGGAGGAAAAGCUUCAACAAACAGAGAAUGAAAUGAGGACUUUGAGAGAUGAAAAAAGUGAGUUAGAAUCUACAAUAACAAGUUUACAAAUCAAGCUUAAAGAGAGUACAAGUCAUAUUGAAGAAAUAGAAAAUCAUUUACAAAAUAAAGCAGUGUCUAUGGAAGGUCUGGCGAAAUCAAUAUCUGAAAAGGACAGCUGUAUUACUGACCUUGAAGAAAAAAUGAGGUCCAUGGAGGAAAGUUUUGACCAGGAGCGUGACACCCUUAAACAAGAGUUAACAGCCUUGCAAUUUCAGCAAAGUGCUGAACAGAUACAGCAUCAACAAGCCUUGAAGUCAUACAACUCACAGGAGACAAACAUCAGCGAGCUGAAGGAUAAACUGAUGGAACAGGAAGGACUGAUAGAUCAACUGGAGCAGGAGAUGGCCGAGAUCAAGUCUGCACGGGAACGAGAGAAGGACAGACAAGGUCAAGAGGUGGAAGAUUUACGGUCGAUGCUGCAGACCAGAGGAAUCGAUAAGGAGGAUCUCCAGGAGAAACUUAUUAUGACCAGAAAAGAUUUGGAGACCGAGAAAUCAGUUGUUUUAUCUCUAAAGAGCCAGCUUGAGGAAGCUGAACGACGACUAAAUGAUGCAGGAAUGGAGAGCCAAAGCGAAAUCUCGGAACUCAAAAAAGAUACCGAGCAAUUGAAGAAAAAGCUCAUCAAGCUCAUUCGAGAAAAAGAUACGCUGUGGCAGAAAUCAGAUCAGCUGGCUUAUCAACAGAAAGAGAAAGCCAAGGAAAAAUGGAUGGACGACAAAGCAGUUCUCAACUGUCUCGGCUGUAAAACGGAGUUCUCCUUCACAGUCAGAAAGCAUCACUGCCGCAUGUGUGGGAAGAUCUUCUGUUUCAACUGUAGUAGCAACUGGAUCAUGACGGCCCACAGCAGUAAAAAGUCCCGUGCGUGUAACCUGUGUUACCUAUGGUACAGUCGAGUCGAGUCUGACCAGGCAGAUACCCCAGAAACGGAAAACAACGACUUCGAGGAAACGCUAGAACUUCCUCAUUGCAGGUUCCGAACGAGUCGUGGUCAAUCGAUGGAACAAGGUCCAGACGACCAAUCGGAAGGCAAGGAGCCAAGGGCCAGUCAGAUGAAUGAGAGCACUUCUACGGUAGAGUCCUCAGACCCAACAGAUCAGUCUUCCAUGGACGGGUCCAGGACAGAUAAGGAGGAGGACUACACUGUCCCUGGUCAAGUAGCUACAGAUAUCUCUAUCGCAUUGGUCGGUGAAAACGAGACCGAAGAGACCAAGGUGAAGAAAACCGCUACAGGGGAGGAAGAAGAGGGAGCUGUUGCACCUUCAAAAGAUGAUAUCUUCCACAUGAUCAGCGACGAAGAAAUCUCGAAGUCUAUGAGCGAAGAUUCACAGCCAGUCCCCUUGGAUCCAACACUUACGACAAGUCUAACCAUCUCUACGGAGGAGCUGGAGAAGGGAAUGAUUAACAGUACAAACGAGGUGACCCUCAGGGCUGGACGUAGGUUUGCUGUUCCUAUCAUGGUGGACAAAUUGAAUACAAUAUUGUGUUGGGAGUUCACCUCACAACCCAAGGACAUUGUGUUCAGUGUGACAUACCAGACUCGGACAGAUCUCCCCUCAAUGGCCGCCCAGAUAUUGGUGCCACCGUGUAAGUGUGAUUCCCACAAACAGGCUGUGAAGGGUGAGCUGACGGCCAAACAGCUCGGGGUGUACACCCUUAUUUUUGACAACACCUACUCCAGAUUGACGUCGAAGAAAGUGUCCUACUGCCUAUGGACACGUUAGGAUAUAAACUUUUGUGGACGAGGGCAGAAACUGUAACUGUCUAUUGACACGUGGACAACGAGAGCAGAAACUGUAACUGUCUAUUGACACGUGGACAACGAGAGCAGAAACUGUAACUGUCUAUUGACACGUGGACAACGAGAGCAGAAACUGUAACUGUCUAUUGACACGUGGACAACGAGAGCAGAAACUGUAACUGUCUAUUGACACGUGGACAACGAGAGCAGAAACUGUAACUGUCUAUUGACACGUGGACAACGAGGGCAGAAACUGUAACUGUCUAUUGACACGUGGACAACGAGGGCAGAAACUGUAACUGUCUAUUGACACGUGGACAACGAGAGCAGAAACUGUAACUGUCUAUUGACACGUGGACAACGAGGGCAGAAACUGUAACUGUCUAUUGACACGUGGACAACGAGAGCAGAAACUGUAACUGUCUAUUGACACGUGGACAACGAGGGCAGAAACUGUAACUGUCUAUUGACGCGUGGACAACAAGGGCAGAAACAG